AAUGAGUUAGCGCGCAGCAUUCAAAGUUUCCACUCCAUUCAGCUCUUGUUAGAAACAACAGGAAGAGUUAUACCCAUAUUUUAUUUUGUAUUUAUUGUAAUUUAUUAUAAAGCGUGCUUUUAAAUCAAAAUGGACUUCUUAGAUUCGCCGGUUUGUCCGAUAAAGCUGCAGAACUCACCGAGGAGAUCCCGGGGACAGAUUCAGAUAAUAUUUGGGCCGAUGUUUUCAGGCAAAAGCACUGAGCUGAUGAGGAGAGUUCGCCGUUUUCAGGUGGCCCAGUACAAAUGUCUGCUGGUUAAAUAUGCCAAAGACAUCCGGUAUUCUGACUCUGGUGUUGCCACACAUGACAAAAACACCAUGGAGGCUGUGCCGGCCACCUGUCUGGGAGAUGUUAGAGCUGCAGCGCUGCAAGCCUGCGUCAUCGGAAUCGAUGAAGGACAGUUUUUUCCUGACACGGUGGAGUUUUGUGAGGAGAUGGCCAAUUUAGGGAAGACGGUCAUUGUAGCUGCCUUGGAUGGAACCUUCCAGAGGAAGCCUUUCGGAGACAUCCUGAACCUGGUUCCUCUGGCAGAGAGCGUGGUGAAGCUCCACGCCGUCUGCAUGCAGUGUUUCAAAGAAGCUGCCUACACCAAGAGGAUAGGAGCAGAGAAGGAGGUAGAGGUAAUCGGAGGUGCGGAUAAGUACCAGGCGGUUUGCAGAAAGUGUUAUGGAGGUCUGGUGGCUGACAAAGAGAACAGUUCCUCUUUCAGGAAUGAAACUCCACAACACGUCCUGAUGGCAAAACACGCUGGCUCAAACGUUCCCCGGAAACUCUUCUCCUCUCUGCAACUCUAACGAGGAAAAACAAGACUUGAUAAUCAGUUUGAAACAUUUGUUUUCACAUAUUGUGUGUAGGUAGCAUCUAGCUGUUUUAUGUGUGAUGUUUGCUUUAGUUUUUGCUAUGAAUUUUUACAGGGAUGUGGAUGUAAUAUAAAAUGUAUACUUGAAAGACACGGAGCACUUAUUAAUUGCUUUAAAUGUAAAAAAUAUUACCAACUUACUGUUUUAGAAGUGGUAAUACGGAUACCUUUGUGUUUAGUUUUGACAUUGUUCAUUUUGUUUCAGGUCAGUAUAAUAAAAGAACUAACUUGUUCUGUUACGUCUUUAGGCAUCUCUGACAGUAGAAAACUCUUGGAUGUUUUACUUUUAUUUUCACCUCUCCACCACAGCAAAGUAAAUAGAAUAAUCUGCUUAAAUCUUGAAGAGCCAUUACUGCAGGGAGAUGCUGACUGAGCAGUCUAAUGUAGGUUGGAACUUGUUUGGAGUACUUUGUAUGUCUGCAAAAAUGUUGAUUUCCAGACUUUUUUUUUUGUCCAAUUGCCUUUAAGCUGUAGAGAUCUGCCUCAUAGUUUCUGCAUUUGAAGCCCUGUCCUAUAAAAUACAUGCUGUCAUGUUUGGAAUUUAUAAUUUAAAAUACAAUUAAAAGAGGGGUGGGUAUGAAGCAUUGAAAAGUAA
Cyprinodon tularosa is the source of this 1494-nucleotide messenger RNA. It is a transcript of the gene tk1, whose product is annotated as thymidine kinase 1, soluble. The record is from RefSeq and is a predicted model, not a curated record. The coding region runs from base 130 to 834 and encodes 234 amino acids. The transcript has 7 exons. Gene Ontology annotation, biological process: thymidine metabolic process. Gene Ontology annotation, molecular function: thymidine kinase activity; ATP binding. Lineage: Eukaryota; Metazoa; Chordata; Actinopteri; Cyprinodontiformes; Cyprinodontidae.